GCGAAAGGUUGGAGAUACCUACGAAGGCAAUAGUGUUUAGGUCGCUCUUUUUGUGCCAACUAAGUACCACUCAAACGAGGUGAUACUACAUAUCUGGAAGAGAGAAGAUGAUGAUUUUCACAAACAUAAGGAAUAAGGUCACCAAAUGGAAGAGGCGAUUUAUUUUUGUCAAAGAUACCCAAACAAAGAGGAUUAAUAACGAGCUAGCUGCUCAUAUCUCUGAGUGGCGCCCAAGUCACACUUAUAUGAACUACCCCACGUUAACGCCUGACGAUAUGGCUCUAAAGGACAAAAUAGUAGAUUAUGUCAAGGCAAAGAGAUUGGUUGACCUGGAGGCCUUGGUUAUCCUAGAGCAACUCGCGAUGCUUGGGUUUGUGGAUGUCGCAAACCUGUAUACCGAAGCAUGUAGGAGAGGCAGCUUGAACAAGCUCAGCGCUCGCGGUGCUGCCGAGGGGAGGGUAGUAGCACACACAGGCAAACACGCUUUGAUGAGCAACCUGCAACGCCACCUCACAGCUCAUCACAUAGAGCCAUUUUCGCGUCUGCUUUGUUUUCUUUCUCCUUACAGCCGAAGUGAACCCAGCCAUUUCCAGCGCCUCCACCAAAGAAAAAUUGGUAAGAUCUUGGUAAAUUCCUUCCCUUUUCUUGUUAAACAACAAGAUUUAAAGCUUAAAACUCUCUCCCUCAACCCAGGAAUCCCGGAUCUGCUGCUUUCUUCCUUCCCUACCGCCGGCCACAGUUGGGUAAGUCUGCGUGAAGCUCCUCCAAUUCCCGUCGGUCUUCCCCAUACUGCCAGCUCCAGCCUUGCUUGCUGAGCAUUUCUGGUAAGUUGGCUUCUCUAAUCUCCGAAAAUUGAUGGAUUAAUUGUUGCUUGGUGAGGUUAAUUGGUUGAAUGGGGGCUGGGUAGUCCGAAAAUUGCUGGGAAUAGGAGGUUAAUUUCCGGUAGCCUUGCAAUGAGUUUUUGAGUCAAUUUAUAUAGGAAAUCCUUUAAUUGGGCUGCUGUGAUGUUGUAUGAAAGAAAAAGAGGAAAUUCUC
Rubroshorea leprosula is the source of this 1035-nucleotide messenger RNA. The record is from the annotation of a GenBank genome assembly. Lineage: Eukaryota; Viridiplantae; Streptophyta; Magnoliopsida; Malvales; Dipterocarpaceae.